Peniophora sp. CBMAI 1063 is the source of this 1626-nucleotide messenger RNA. Lineage: Eukaryota; Fungi; Basidiomycota; Agaricomycetes; Russulales; Peniophoraceae. The record is from the annotation of a GenBank genome assembly.
AUGCCAACGUUCAGCUUCCUACGUUUACCCAACCUCUUCACCAACGUCGAACCGCACGCUCCUUCAUCUUGGGACGAAGAAUCCCCUGAAGGCAUCAUGCCUUCCGCUGCUGGUACAGCUUGCGAUGAAGCCGAAGAUCUUCAUCCCGCAAUGCCCGGUGCAUUCAAUGACUCUACGGAGGAAUCACAUACAUCACCCUCGCUUUGCGCUCCAUCAUCAAACAACACGCCAGAGUCUUCAACUACUUCCGAGUGCGGUUCGGAUGAUCACGAAGGCAUCAAAAGGAUCACCCUUCGCGAGCUCAUUGAAGACGUCGCCGAGCACACAAUUCAUGAGCACAACACCACUCUGGCGCGCAAUCUGGCUGAACAUCUGGACGGCCGCAUUGAUGAAGUGCUUGCAAGUACUGACAACAGUAUGAAGGAGUUCAUGCGCGUCAUGAAGGGUAUCUUCGACGGAGGUCUUAGUCUUGCCGAAGGCAGGAUGAAGGACGCAACAAGCAAUGCCGAGCAGAAGCUUCAGAACGCACAAAGCACGUUCUUCCUCAAGGCGAAUGCACAAGACAUGAAGACAAGGUUGCGUAAUGAGAUCAACAACGAAAGUCUUCGCUGCAAUGCCGCCCAUGCAUCCCUCGACUCAGCGCUUUCAGACGCGUUGAAACGGAUAACUUCCGUUGAGAUGGAGCAAACUAAGAUACAAUCUCAACUGAAAGAGGCGAAUGAGCUGCGCGCGAAGGACGUGACGACCAUCAUUCAACUCAGGACGGAGCUAUCGAGCGCGCGCGAGGUGAUCGCGGCCUUGAGCUCUGCCGCCGUGCGACGUGACAGCAUGCUCAAUACCAUGAAACUUGACGUCGCGGAGAGCAGCAAGCGGGCCGAUUUCGCGAUGAGCAAAGCGAAGGCUUUGGAAGAGCAUGUCCAGCGAUGGCUCGGAGAAGAGCUUCGCAAGAAGCGAGAGGCCGAAGAGGCUGCGCGUCAGAAGCGUGAAGAGGAGGAGAGGCGGAAGCAGGCAGAUGAGGCGGCACGAUUGGAGCAGAAGAAGAAGAGGGAGGCAGUUGAGGCGGAACAGCGUCGUCGGGAGGCAGAGGCGAGGGAGGCAGAACAGGCAGAGCAGGCACGGCUGAGAGAAGAGGCUCGUCGUGAGGAGGAGGCUCGGGUGAGGGAAGAGGCGCGCUUGAAGGAAGAGGCCAGGAAGGCGCAGGAUGAAAAGCGGAGACGCGCGCAGGAACAAUCACGGCGAGACGCGGAGGCAGAAAGGCAGCGCAAGGCGGAGGAGGAACUGGCCAGAUCCAUACGCGAGGCGCCUAUGCUCGCUCGCUGGGCCUUAUAUCAGGCGCCACAUGCUCAGGGCGAGCUGAGAUUCGAUAACAUCGUGUGGCCGGUAUUUGUUCAGCCAACCGAUUUGUCUGGCCUGACGUGCGGCGCUAUCGAUUACUUCCUCUUCUCGGAGAUACACUCAAAGGAGAGGGAGCCCAGACAGCGCUUCAAGGACGCUAUCAAACGAUGGCACUCCGACAAAUAUGCUGCUAUCGAGUCUCGCGUCAAGUCUUCCCAUCGUGCCAUGGUUAAGCAGGCCUUCCAUGACAUCUCCGUGCAUCUCAAUGCUUUGAAUGCCAGGUAUUCGUAG